This is a messenger RNA of Cladophialophora bantiana CBS 173.52, 1119 nucleotides long. RefSeq lists its product as uncharacterized. The record is from RefSeq and is a predicted model, not a curated record. The transcript is spliced from 2 exons. NCBI's taxonomy places the organism in Eukaryota, Fungi, Ascomycota, Eurotiomycetes, Chaetothyriales, Herpotrichiellaceae. Bases 1 to 1119 code for a protein of 372 amino acids.
AUGCAUACCGUCAUCUCCAUAGUUACCCUCCUUUUUCUGUUGACACCAAUCUUGGCUGGUCCAAUUCGGAGGCCCGACAAUGUAAUACGCAGAUUGAAUCAACCACAGAAACGCUAUGUAGUAGACAACCUAGUCACAGUAACCCAUAGACGGCCGAGGAGGCGACAAGCUCCCACAGAUCCUGCGAACAAAGCGGCCGCAACGCAAACAGAGUCGAGCGCCAACCCGUUUGCGACCCAGACAGGGACUGGAACGGAAAACGGAGCGGUCCCUGCUGUUGGCGUGGGAGGAGACAAUACCAGCCUGCUCAGCCUGCUGACGCAAACCACGAUCGAAGUAGCCACUCAGACGGUUGCAUCUAGCGAGGCGACCGCUUCAACAACAGACAACUCCGCCCCCGAACAGCCCGCAACUUCCAACAGCUCGGGGUCCUCAGAUAAUACGUCGGAAAUAGUGGGCUCUGGAACCGCUAUUCAACCCAACGCGGCGCAGACCGGUGCACAAGAGCAAUCGACCUCAACCGUCACCGUGCAAGCCCAAACAACUGUCUUCCAGACUGUAUUCGUUACUGCAGAAGUCACUGCAUCAACUACUGUCUCUGGCGCUGGGAUUGCAACAACGUCGACCACCCCGUCAGGCACCGUUGCAGAAGCUUCCCCUCCUGCGUCGAGUACCGGAGCUGGAGAUCAAGGAGACCAACAACCUGCCGCAGCUGUAACAGUUGUCUUCGUCACUCUCAGCCCAACCUUCACUGGUCCUAUAGCUGGAUACACGACACUCACACCAGACGCGAACGGUAACGCCGCCAGCACUACUACCACCGAUCAACAAAAGCUGCCAUCGACAACCGCGGCUGCUAGCACCAUGACCCCAAUCCCUCCAGAACCUGCGACAGCCGCAACUACUUCACCAUUGUCGCCCGCCCCCGAACCAGCUGCUGAAACAGUCCCAAUUACAUCAACUACCACUAAACCAGUGGAUUCAUCUCCAGCAUCGCCUUCUGGUGCAACAGCGACUUCGGCAACGGAUGGGUUGGCUGUCGUUCCAGUGACGCUCAACCCCACUCAAGCUCAGAUUACGGUUACCGAGACCGUGACUACCACUGUUACUGCGCGAUAG